Molecule: messenger RNA, 768 nt
Organism: Helobdella robusta
Lineage: Eukaryota; Metazoa; Annelida; Clitellata; Rhynchobdellida; Glossiphoniidae
Exons: 2
Coding region: 1-768 (255 amino acids)
Biological process (GO): potassium ion transmembrane transport
Cellular component (GO): voltage-gated potassium channel complex; membrane
Molecular function (GO): delayed rectifier potassium channel activity
Source: RefSeq, a predicted model, not a curated record
AUGUUGUUUGAAGAUCCGCAGUCUUCCAAAACGGCAUUCUACGUAGCCAUUCUAUCCGUUUUGAUGACUCUUAUCUCUAUCGUCAUAUUCUGCGUUGAAACUCUUCCAGAUUAUUCCAAAUCCCAUUGCAGUGAUAAUGAAGCGCCCAAUUUUUUGGAUCCAUUUUUCAUUAUUGAGACAAUUUGUACCGGCUGGUUUACAAUUGAAGCCAUCGCUAGAUUUAUCUCCUGCCCGGACAAAAUUGAUUUCUGGAAGGACUUCAAGAACAUAGUUGAUGUGACGGCGGUUCUGCCGUACUACUGGACACUCUUCAACGUCCUCUACACCAUGAGUUGCGCCGGAGCCAAAACAAGCGCCAGUCUUUCUUUUCUACGAGUCAUCCGUCUCAUCCGAGUUUUCAAACUGACUAAACACUCAGUAGGUCUGCAGGUUCUGCUUCUAACAUUCAGAGCAAGCCUUGAAGGGCUUGGACUGUUUCUAGUUGCCUUGAUGGUUUCUCUGUUGGUGUUCUCGAGUGCCGUGUAUUACGCUGAAUAUGGCAAUCCUGAGUCCCACAUGAAGUCAAUACCAGAUGCUUUCUGGUGGGCCAUCAUCACUAUGACCACCGUUGGGUACGGAGAUAAGGUGCCCCUCGGGGUGAUGGGAAGGAUGAUUGGUGCUGCCUGUGCCAUCACGGGGGUGCUGACCCUCGCCAUACCAGUCCCUAUUAUAACGGGCCACUUCAACAGGUUCUAUUCACACAAGACGGGAAGAGGUCGACACAUGUGA